Molecule: messenger RNA, 3508 nt
Organism: Stomoxys calcitrans (stable fly)
Lineage: Eukaryota; Metazoa; Arthropoda; Insecta; Diptera; Muscidae
Product: protein claret segregational
Exons: 5
Coding region: 1130-3244 (704 amino acids)
Biological process (GO): microtubule-based movement
Molecular function (GO): microtubule binding; microtubule motor activity; ATP binding
Source: RefSeq, a predicted model, not a curated record
UUGGUGUAAAUUUGUGAGCACUUUGAUUUAUUUUCUUUAAUAAUUAUUGGUAACCAAAUUCGAAGGUUGUCAUAGCAAUAUUCAUACUAUUUUUUUUUUUAAUUUUUCCGAAGCAUUUGGAAAUUUCUGUAUUUUUUCCCUUCGAUAUUGAAAUUUUAAAAUAAAAUGAUACAACGAAUUUUUUGCAUUUAUCUGCGUUUUCGAAAUAUCAGACCGACGAGGCUGUGGGAUGUCUGUGGUAUCCUGCAGUCCCCAUUAUAAAAAGAAAAAGACCCAAAGUAUAAAUAAAUAAAUAGCGUAAAUAAAAAAUUUAGAAGUCUAUGACGAAGAAAAAUUUCAAAGUCUUUGCGUACCAAAAAAAACAAUAAAUUUGAAUUCAAUGAAUUUUCUCCUGACUGCUUAAGGAUAUAUAUGAAGAUUCAGCUAGACGUGUCUAUUGAUCAAAUAACAUUCAGUUUAACAACAUGUUCACGUGUACUUCAACGCUGAUAAAAAAUUUUAAGCCAUAUGGAUGUCCUUUUUUUAUUAAAAUAUUUAUAUCCUAAAACAAAAUUACGGACCAACGUCACACAACAAUCCACUUGGAAAGGACAAAUAAAUCAUUUUAUUUUAUUUUAUAUUGUUUGGGUCAUUUUACUAUUAAUUCCAUAAUUUAAAAUAUUUUAAGCCAGAAUUCAUCACAUUUGGAAAAUUUUAAUACAAACAUUCAAGACACUUAAGAUCCUUACUUCAAGCGCUUGUGGGUGAGGAUAAUAAAACUACGAUCUAGACCAAUUCCUUCUGGUAAGAACACCCUCCAUUUGCCCUGAGCACAGCCGGAUAUAAAGUUAACAUUGGGCCAGAAGAAAUAGUGUCUGUGAAGAAGCGGGUCUUCACAAACUAUGCUACACACACAACCGCAAGAUCGCAAGAAAAAUUGUACUCAGCUGUUUACGUUUUAGAUUAUUCUGCCGGUGUCCCCUUUUUUGCGUCGGCUUUGGUAUCUGAAAGCAAGCGUCAAUUGAAAAAAAUCGGUUAUUCGAAUUAACGGCGGGCAUUUGUACAUUGUUUUGAGAAAAACAUCAAGAGAUUAAAUUUAAUAUAUUACAUAUUAUAAUAAAUGUGAAUAGAGGAUAAACUUACGGAAAAGAUGGAAUCGAAAUUACCAAAACCAUCGGCACUUAAAAGGCCGACUGCAAUGAAGCCAACACUUCCGUUUGAACGAAUAAAACCAAAUUUUGGUACGGGGUUAUCGAAUAAGUCUCAAAUGAUUUGUGAUAGUUUACAAUCGCUGAAUGGUUUUCAACCUCUGUCUAAGGAUUUAACAAACUUUCAAUCUUACGACUGUACUUCUCGAAGAGCGCGUGCAGCAUCUCCUGACUCUUUGGGUUUAGGUAGCACUGCAUCACGCUUAAAAAUUCGACGUAGUCGAUCUGCUUGCGAUAUUCGUGACAUGCGACCAAUUAAAAGGACAGAACCAACUUUAGCUCCUAUACCAGCAAAAGCGGCUAGAACAAUUUCCAACGCGUUUGCUAGCGCAUCUAUCACAAACAAACCUCCUCGUAUAGGUACAUCUGCUACAAACUGCACUGGCGUCGGGACAGUGAAGCGACCGUUCUCGACCAAUCCAGCAAAGCAAGCUACUGGAGGGAAGUCAACAAUGCCAACGCAAAAAAAUUUAGUAAAAACAAAUUCUGGCAGUGGUGCUACUGCUGCAACAACAAGUACUGUGAAACCACAAACCAAACGCAUCCCGCCUUAUGAUUUCAAGGCGAGAUUCAACGAUUUAUUAGAAAAACAUAAAAUUGUCAAGGAAAGAUUGGAAGAAAAAAGUGAACAACUUAACAGACUUGAAAAUUUACCUGAACAAUUGGAAGACACGAAAAGCCAAUUAAAAUUAACAACAGAAGAACUACAAAAUUGUCAAUCUAAAAUUGAAUGCCUAAGCAAACAAACCAAAUUGCAACAGCAAAAAUAUGAUUCCAUAGCAGAAGACUUAAGUAAAACUACAGCAAAAUUUGAAGAAUUGAGGAAAACCUACCACAAUAUUAAAAACGAACAUACUCAACUAAGUUCAGAAGUUCUUCAGUUACGCCAGAGAACUUCAGAAUUGACGGAAACUAAUGUGGUUCUUUUGGAUGAAAUUAAUGUGUAUAAAGAACAACUAUUCCGUUCUAACAUGGAGCGCAAAGAAUUACAUAAUACUGUGCUGGACUUACGGGGCAAUAUAAGAGUUUUUUGUCGGGUUAGACCAACACUAGAGUGCGAACACGAUAAAUUAUUAUGCGGUUGGAACUUUAUUGAUGAAGCUACUGUUGAAAUAUCAAAUUUGGAAGCGAUAUCUAAAAAUAAACCAAAUGCACAUACAUUUACUUUCGAUCAAGUAUUUCAUCCCUCAUCCGACCAAGAGUCAAUUUUUGAAAUGGUCUCACCUCUUAUUCAAUCCGCUCUUGACGGCUAUAAUAUUUGCAUUUUUGCAUAUGGACAAACAGGAAGCGGGAAAACAUACACAAUGGAUGGUGUGGCCUCAAACCCUGGAAUUAUCCCACGAACUGUGGAACUAUUAUUUGAGUCCAUUAAAAACUAUCGCAAUAUGGGCUGGGAAUAUGAAAUUAAGGUAACAUUUCUGGAAAUUUAUAAUGAAGUUCUCUACGAUUUACUGAGCAACGAACAAAAGGACAUGGAGAUACGAAUGGUGAAAAACUCCAAAAACGACAUUUACGUGUCGAAUAUUACACAGGAAAUAGUUGAAAGUGCUGGUCGCCUUAGGGAACUUAUGCACAUUGCUAAAAUGAAUCGUGCAACAGCCGCAACAGUGGGAAAUGAACGAUCAUCCAGGUCUCACGCUGUUACUAAAAUCGAGCUUGUUGGCCAACACAAAGAAAAGCAGGAAAUUACAAUUGGUUCAAUUAACCUAGUCGAUUUAGCAGGUUCAGAAUCACCAAAGACCAGCACAAGAAUGAAUGAAACAAAAAACAUUAAUAGAUCGCUAUCUGAGCUAACAAAUGUUAUAUUAGCUCUUCUCCAGAAACAGGAUCAUAUUCCAUACCGAAAUUCUAAGUUAACUCAUCUUCUAAUGCCUUCACUAGGAGGUAAUUCCAAAACGCUCAUGUUUAUUAAUGUUGCACCAUUGCAAGAUUGCUUCGUGGAGUCAUUAAAGUCUUUGCGUUUUGCAGCUACUGUGAAUCAAUGUAAAAUAGCUAAAGCCAAAAGGAAUCGUAUUCAUAAUAAUUCCCUGGCAAAUACGAGUGGAGUUGGAAAUUAAAUAUACGAAAACAUUCUUAAUUUUACUUGUGUCAUGUAUUAAACAAUCAAAUGAUUUCAACUUAGCAUAAAUCGAGAACAUGAUGCAGAAAGUGUACUUGGCAUAAAAAUGAAUGCAGAUUGUCUUUUUAAUUAUUAAUUCAAAUAUACAUAGGUUUUUGUUACCAGUCUUUUUAAACUUUAAAUAUAACUAAUUUUGCCCAUUUUGUAUUUAAAAAUUCUGAUAUCUUAAUAAAUUGAUUCUUUUCAUAUUAUGAAAAACGUA